Molecule: messenger RNA, 5357 nt
Organism: Clupea harengus (Atlantic herring)
Lineage: Eukaryota; Metazoa; Chordata; Actinopteri; Clupeiformes; Clupeidae
Gene: ndrg2
Product: NDRG family member 2
Source: RefSeq, a predicted model, not a curated record
CCUAACCCACAGCUGUAACCAGAACCUUGGAAUGCAUACACGUUUUGUUCCACUAGCGUCUUCAACAACGAGCACCUACCAUUUCCGAAAAUAGGGGGAGUGAACAAACGCUUCGUAUUAACACAAACCAGUCCAACAACUUUACAAUUUAAGAUGAGUUAAAGAAGCGGUUUGUAGGACAUUUUAGCCACACACUCGAAAACACAGGGAAGACUAUAUUUACACCGCACAUAUGCUGGUUUUGUUGUCCACUGGGAUCCCCCUUGCUCUUUUUAAAUUAACUUCUACCGUGUUACUUGAUUGACGGCUCCAUAUUUUCUGUUGAAUUUUUUUUCUGUUGCUCGAGAAAGAACAAAAAAAAGCGGGGAUAAUUUUGAGAGGGAGACAGAGCGGUGGAAAAAUAACGACGGUGGUGGAAAGUGAAAGGCAAAGAAAGAGUACUUUGAACAACCGAAGGGAAAGAGCUGAAAACAACAGCUCCGACGCACUGGAGUCGAAGUUGUGCCAUUUACACAUUUAGUUAUUUUGCAUUUCCCCAUCAUCAAUUUUUUUGUUGCUUUCAAGGACACAACCCAGGAUCACCAUGACGACUGAGAUGCAGGAAAUCGCCAUUACAGAGGAGAAGCCUUUGCUUCCGGGUCAAGCAGACCCUGCAAAGGAUGCAGAGAUGGCUGCACGGAUACUGCUGGACCAGGGACAGGAGCACAGCAUUGAGACUCCUCAUGGUGUGCUGCAUGCUACCCUGCAUGGCACAGGAAACACACGCCGACCCGCCAUCCUCACCUUCCAUGAUGUGGGGCUGGACAGUAAGAGCUGCUUCGACACUCUCUUUAAGUUCGAGGAGAUGCAGGAGAUCGUGAAGAACUUCACAGUGGUGCACGUGGAUGCGCCGGGCCAGGAGGAGGGGGCAGCUGGCUAUCCCAAUGGGUACCAGUACCUUCCUAUGGAGCAGCUGGCUGAGAUGAUCCCUGCCGUGCUGCAGUUCUUCAAUUUCCGGACCGUAAUUGGUGUCGGAGUGGGAGCUGGAGCCUACGUGCUCUCCAAAUUCGCAUUGAGUAACCCUGAGUCAGUGGAAGGGUUAGUCUUGGUCAACAUUGAUGCAAAUGCCCGGGGCUGGAUGGACUGGGCAGGACACAAGCUCACAACGCUGACAUCAUCCGUCACAGAACAGAUCCUGAGUCACCUCUUCAGUCAGGAGGAGAUGUGUGCCAGCACAGAGCUUCUGCAGUCACAGAGAGAGCGCAUCUCUAAAGCACCAAACCUGGCAAACAUCGAGCUCUUCUGGAAGAGUUACAACAGUCGCAGAGACCUGACCAUUGAGCGCAACAGCACGUUCAAAUGUCCCGUCAUGCUUGUGGUUGGGGAUCAGGCUCCGUACGAAGAGGCUGCGGUGGAGUGCAACAGCAAGAUGGACCCAACAACGACUUCAUUCCUGAAGAUGGCGGACGCCGGUGGAAUGCCCCAGCUCACUCAGCCUGCCAAGCUGACUGAGGCUUUCAAAUACUUCAUCCAGGGCAUGGGCUACAUGGCAUCGUCCUGCAUGACACGUCUGUCACGCUCUCGCACCACCUCCCUCUCCUCCUCCUACUCCAUGGAGGGCUCCCGCUCCCGCUCCCGCACCCUCUCACAGGGCUCACAGGGCGGCCAGCUCCCCCCCAGCCCCUCCCACACCAUGGAAGUGUCCUGCUGAAGAGAGAGAGAGAGAGAGAGGGAGAGAGAGAGAGAGAGGUAGAGGGAGAGAGACAGGGAGGAAAGGAGAGAAAGAGAGAGGGAUAUGGUUGGUAGGAGGAGGGUAAGAGGGUAAAGGCAAUCGAGCGAGAAGGAAACGGGAUGAAAUCCCCACACUCAUGAAGAUAAUCAGUGCAUCCGUCCAGCGUUAUCCGCCUCUGUUUCAUGCGCACAGAGAGAGAGAGAGAGAGAUGGAGAUGGAGAAGGGGUUGAGAGAGAGAUUGAGUGAAGAGACUGAGAGAAAAUGGAAGAAGGUGAGCAAGAAGGAGAGUGAGAUGAAGAUGACUCUGGUGUAUGUCUGCAAUGGUCAAGGAAAGUUGGAAAGUGCCCAUUUGGGGUACCCAAAAAAGCAAUCAUUACAAAACAACCAUAACAUCACCCUGUUCCCUGCUCCACCACGUCCUCCUACCACAGCAAUGGACGCUGGGGCUGCAAUCCCAGUCGUUUCCCAACCACUUUUCCUUGAUCUCCAUUGAAAAUGUCAUGAGAUCAAGGAAAGAUGUGAAGUAGAAUUCAUCAGGACUUGGGAAGAGACCACUGUGGUGUUAAGACACUAGGCCACUAAUUAUGCGAAGGCGGAUGUUCUUGACACGGGUCACGUUCAUCGGUUGUUGAUUGGGUUUGUUGUGGCCGCAAGGAAUUGUGGGACGGUUCUAUCUCCUUUCCUUUCGUAAAGGAGGCUUCAGUGUACCCUAUGCUAAAGGAGAUAUGAAAGGAAGCACUGAAGCACCUUUUCUAAUCAUUUACACAAUUCAACCAGCUCUUUAUCAUGGCUUCCACUUAGAUACUUCCUAGUCAUUUCGUGCAGUUCGGAACCUUCCUAAGCAAAAAUGACUAUUCGAACGGGGCCAAAGACCCAAGAAGGGGUGAGGAGAGGAUUGAAUUGAUUAGAUGAAGGGAUUGAAUUGAUUAGAUAACGGGAUUGAAUUGAAUAGAUAAAGGGAUUGAAGGAGACAAAAAAGGGGGAAGCUUAGGAGGAGGUGAUGACAGAGGCGAGUCUCUCUCUCUCUUCCACUCCCUCCGUGUGUUUAGGUGACUGACAGUAGAGCCCUUUAAACGUGUGGAGAGUGACUGGGUACUGUGGAGUGACUCAUGUGUAGUGCUAAUCAAUAGUAAUAAUCACAAUAAUAAUAUUAAUGAUUAAAUAUGAGGAUAUUAAUGAUAUUACUAAUGUCAAUGACAAUAAUGUAACUGUAAAAGACAAAAAAAUAACCAUGUUUCUCCUAAUUAAGUGUUAACUUUUUAAAGCAUAUUAAAUUGCUAGAAAACAAAAAAAAACAAUAGAGUAUGGAAAUACUUAUAGUGUGUCUAUCUAAUCUUCCUUCAGUUUUCUUUUUGUGUGAUUUUUUUUUUUUAAAACCCUCUGUGUUCUUAUCCUGCUUACCUUAAGCCGGGGAGGAGAAGUAGCCAAUCGACGGUCAGCCUAGGUGUCAUGUGACCCAGGUUGCGUGCCAUGGCUUGCGACCCCCCCCCCCCCUUCGCGUUGUCAAUGGCAACAUUUGUCUUCCAUUUGCCCCAUUUGAAAUGACUGUAACUCUUUUUCCUGUUUGAGGGGAUGGCACUGGCGCAGUUCUGGGGAGGGGGAACUAAUUUACUAAUUGUUUUUGUUGCUGAAUUGCAUGCUCACUUCUUGCCCUUGUGAAUGAGGAUGAAACUCUCAUUUUAUUAUUAUAAUUUUUUUUUUUUUUUUUAAAUCUGAUCAACUAAGUAUUGUGUGUUCUGGUGAUGUAUGUGAUAGAGCCUGUGAUGGAUAGCAGCUGGACUCAGGAAGGGGGCUUGAUUUGAAGUCCAAAUAGGUUGUGCUCCACUUGUGUGGAUAAAUAAGACCAGUUGCACAGAGAUCAGUGCUUCCGCUGCUGCUGCUGCUGCUGCUGCAGUCCCUAACCUAACCGAUAGGGAUCACUGUGUGGAGAGGGGAAAAAAACAAACAAAACAAUCUUAUUGUGCAGUUUGCAGUAAAACCAACCCCCUACCUCUCCUGACAAACCGAGCUAGCCUGCUUAUGUUUGUUGAGUCCCGUCAUGUUUGGAGGAUUUGGUUUGUGCCACAACAAGCAAUCUGUAGCUGAGCAUAGUAGAGGUCCAUCAAUGGCUUUCAAGUGAUUUUAGGAGUUGGUGCAGUAUAGAAGUCACCGCAGAGAGGUCCGAGGCUCAUGGCUUCCCUAACUAAAGGUGUUGUCUUGUAUAUAGAAUGUGAAUAAGGUGUGUUGUGUGUGUGUGUGUGUGUGUGUGUGUGUGUGCGUGUGUGUGGAUAUGGGUGUGUGUGUGUGUGUGGUUUGUACAUUUAGGUGCACUUUACCCCUCUAAGCACAGUAUUGAAAGGGAUAUUAAAGACUUUCAAGUAUAUUAUACUCACAAACCAUCUUAGGAAAAAACAAAAUGGCUUCUUCUUUACAGUUGCCCAUUUGUGAACCAUAACCCCUUACACGUCCCUACACUGCCAAAAGGGUUUAGCCACUUAACACCAGAACUACAAGCUGUCAACUGUCAACAAGCUAUUGCAUACCAAGAUUCACAUUGGUAUGUGCAAUGGCCAUAAAUAAACACAGCAGGUUAGAUCAUAUUGUUAGAGGACUGACCUCUAAGCCAGGCGAGCACUGUGACCCUUGGAACCAGUGGAGUACCAGCAGUGUUAUAAUCAAAUAAAUGCUUGAUUGACACUUGGCCUGCGAUGCUAGACUUGUGGCUUGCUCACAAUCAUCUUCAGCUCAACACUGCCCAGAGUAAAUUCUUUAAAAUUAACUCAUCAUGCAAGGAUUUAAGUGGUAAUUAUCCUGCAUAGUCUGAGUGUGUGUGUGUGUGUGUGUGUGUGUGUGUGGUGUCACGUUGUGUAUGGUCUUAAUUAAGAGCAUCAUGUUUUCCAUUUGUUAUUGCUUUCAAAUAUCUCCUUUAUCAUCUUUUUUCUUUACUAAUGAAUAAAUGUAAUAUUCCCUUAUAGUCCUCUUCUGCUUCGGUUUUCCUUUCUUUGUUUCGUUCUUUCUUUCUGACAAUUCAGGUCAGUCUCUCUGUACAAUCUGUGCCCUAUUAUUCACCCCGUGGUCCAUUUGUUUGGUAAGAGUGAUGUCUCAGCUUUGAGCUGUCUUAUAAGGGGAAGUUGUCAUGGUAACAGAACAGCAAGAGACAAAGAGAUACGUAAAUGUACCCACCAAUCAGGACAGGUCAGGACAUUUACCCACCAAUUAGGCAUCUUGACCAAAAAGGGGUGGAGCUUGAAAUGGUUAACCAAAAAAGUGGGGGGGGAAUGGGAAGGAGUUUCUAGUGGCAAUGGGGUGACGCCGUGUGAAUGUAGUAGUCCCUUCCCAUUUUAGGUUGUUCAUUUUUGAUUUGAUUUGAAUUUUCUUUCGUGGUUAAACAUUUUCAACCAGACCCAUCUACCCUGUUUAGUUUUUUUUCUAAUUUCUUCAUGUGAAAUGGUUCCUGUCUCAAUGUGCACACAGGUUAGUCAUUAGUGUGAUAGUUUAUGUGUAACAAUUUUUUAGCGAUAGCAAUUAAAAAAGGGAAAUAAUAUCAUUAACAAAAAAAAAAGUUUAACAAAAAUACAAUCGAAAUUAUGUGUGGCUAAUUUCUCUGUGUACUACAAUGAACAACUGAAAAAAAAUUAACUAAUAAAAUGAAAAUGGAAAAAAUAAA